UUGGAGGAGGUAGGUUCAGGGUAAAAUUAAUUCCCUCAUUUACAAUUUAAAGGCAAGGGCACACGUGCAUGAGACUUGAACUACUUAGUGGGCAGGAGGAACCUCAGCAUUUCCCAUGCCAGCUGCCUGCCUGGGGCUGGGCCUCACAUGCCAUCUUAGUAACACUCCAGCCCUGGGCAGUAGUGACUGAAAGUUACCUCCAUUGGAGGACUCUUUUUUUUUGCCAAGGGUGACGUGAAUUUGGUGGAUCUCAAAUCAUUUCACAGCAUGGAAAGCAACCAUGUCACAACUGGCUGCUAUGUCCACACUAUCCCGGGCAGCAAUUGAUACAGCGGGGAUCGAUUUAUCGCAUCUAGUCUAGAUGAGGAUAAAUCGACCCGGAGUGCUUUCCUGUUGACUCCUGUACUCCAGCGCUGCGAAAGGCGCAGGCAGAGUUGAUGGAGGAGCUGUGAAGACACCACGCUUUCUAAACCUAGUGUAACAUUUCAAUGGCUACCCAGAUGACUGAUGGUCAUCGACGGUUCCUGCAGGUGCUGAUGUCUCAUGGAAUAAUGGAAGGAUCGGUGGCUAGAACGUUACACAGGGACUGCUGUGAAAUCCAUAAAGUCUACUAUGCUCAUGAUAAACUGGAUGACUUCAUCAAUGUUGUUAACAUCCAUCUGCAGCCUUUCUUUAUGCAGAUCCGGAAAGGAAUGUCUGAAGACGAUGGGAGAACAUAUUAUGCAUUGGUGAAUCUGGCAGAAACUGAAAUAACUAAGAUGGCAUCUGACUAUACAGAAAAUGAGUUAGAAUUGUUCAGAAAAACUAUGGAUGUGAUCAUCAUAUCAGAAAGUGGCUUUGCAUCUUCCACAGAUAUUUUAAACCUGGCUGACCAACUUAAAACAAAGAAAAUGAAGAAAAAGGAAGCAGAGCAAGUGCUGCAAAAUUUGGUGCAGGAUAAGUGGCUCUCUGAACGAGAUGGGGAGUACACGUUGCACACUCGCUGCAUAAUGGAGAUGGAGCAAUACAUCCUCAGCAACUACCAAGACUUGGUGAGGAAAUGUAACAUCUGUCACAGCCUCGCCAUCCAGAGUCAAGUAUGUGAAACCUGUGGAAUUGGAAUGCACUUGCCUUGUGCUGGAAAAUAUUUCAAAGCUCAGACGGAACCACACUGUCCCCACUGCAAUGAGUUUUGGCCACAUGAGAUUCCAGAAAUAAAUCGGCCAGAUUCCCAGUUGCCUUCAAGUGCCCCGAGGGAGAGGAGAAGAACCCCAUUCUCAGGAACAAGGCGGCGUUAGAAAGACCAGCUUCAGUUAGAGCAGCCAUUUUCUUUUGCUGUCUUACAGAUGCCCAAUUGCAGUUUACUUCCGCGUUGGUGUAAAAUGUGUCAUUCUGAAAGUAGGAAUGCCUAGGGAACAAAGUCAACUUUCUUUUUAUGGUUUGUUUUUACUCGGCUAAAAUCUUGCUAGAAGUUUGAAAAUAAAACUGUUGUGACUUUG
This is a messenger RNA of Mauremys reevesii (Reeves's turtle), 1478 nucleotides long. RefSeq names its product NSE1 homolog, SMC5-SMC6 complex component (gene NSMCE1). Gene Ontology annotation, biological process: DNA damage tolerance; double-strand break repair via homologous recombination. Lineage: Eukaryota; Metazoa; Chordata; Testudines; Geoemydidae. The coding region runs from base 489 to 1277 and encodes 262 amino acids. Gene Ontology annotation, cellular component: Smc5-Smc6 complex; nucleus. The record is from RefSeq and is a predicted model, not a curated record. The transcript has 9 exons. Gene Ontology annotation, molecular function: ubiquitin-protein transferase activity.